Messenger RNA from Sphenostylis stenocarpa, 252 nucleotides. Lineage: Eukaryota; Viridiplantae; Streptophyta; Magnoliopsida; Fabales; Fabaceae. The record is from the annotation of a GenBank genome assembly.
AUGGUCGAACCUAAUGUGCCAGAUGUUAAUGUCAUGGGAAGUGUUACUGGUAACAAUGAUGUGUUUACUAUGGUUGUUUUUGAAAGGGAGAUCCAGAACAUAAAGACCUACAUGUAUGCUAACUAUACCAAUCAUCACUUUAGUUUGGUGAUCUUGUAUGACACAUUUAUCAUGACAUCAAGAACGAGAGACAUUAAGGGAGUAGCUAGAUUUUCAUUUGCGUGCAGGGAUAAGAAGUUAUGCAUUGUUUAG